Trichoderma virens Gv29-8 is the source of this 348-nucleotide messenger RNA. RefSeq lists its product as uncharacterized. The record is from RefSeq and is a predicted model, not a curated record. NCBI's taxonomy places the organism in Eukaryota, Fungi, Ascomycota, Sordariomycetes, Hypocreales, Hypocreaceae. Bases 1 to 348 code for a protein of 115 amino acids. The transcript is spliced from 2 exons.
AUGACAACGGCAGCCUCCAAGCUCGACAUCACCCACGCAUACCGGCACCUUUAUCGGGGGCUCCUCCGAGCGGUGCAGUACUCGGCGCCGGCGCGGUACGUGGUGCGGGACCAGCUCCGAGCGGCUUUCCGGGAGCGAGAUGCGGCUCUGGACAGAGAAGGUGUCAAGAGGACGGUGUGGUUCCUGGAAGCGGCGGCCAAGGAGAGGGGGCUGGAGCACAAGAUUUUGAAGAAUCUGAUUCGGGUGCGAUAUAGGCCUGAGACGAGACAGCUGCAGCAAGAUGCGAUGCAGCACUACGAUAUGACGGUUGCGAUGCUGAAUAAGAGCAUGGGACUAUGUCUGCGGUAA